UCCAUUUUGCAUUGCGAGUUGCGAUUGCAUUCGUUUCAGUAUUCAGUUUCAGUUCUGCAAAAAUCAGUGAUGGAUUGUUACUUGUCAGCUAUUAAUUGUUUAAAUUGUUUAUUUAUAGUGGUUCAAACUUCUAUUUGAAAAGUUCGUAUUGAUUUUUAUGUUUGAAGGUCCUCAAACAGAACUCUUAUUGUUUGUGAUUUGAGACAUCCUCGUGAAUCUCUAAUAAAUACCGCGUCUCAUAAUUAUAAAUAAAACAUUAAACAUAAUUAUAUUUAUUAGGUUACGGUACUGCAUAUUUCCAUUCUUGAUGGGGCCUAAGGUGAGGAAGUCAACCAGAAACUCUACUGUGGCUUCAAAAACAGUGGAGGAAGUCUCGAAGGAAAAAGAAGAAACUACUUCAAGCAAUGAGAAACCAGAAACCAGAAACUCCACUGUGGCUUCAAAAACAGUGGACGAAGUCUCGAAGGAAAAAGAAGAAACUACUUCAUGCAAUGAGACUGAGGUUGUCGAUGAUUCAGCCACCAAUGGAGUCGGUUCAGAAGAUGGCAUUGAGGAAAAUUCGGUGAAUGAUGCCGAGAACGGAGAGAAGCAGAACGGCGAGACUGCGGAAUCUGUAGACGAUGACGUGGUUAGUAGUUCGGAUGCACCGGUAAUUAUCGAAGACGACUCGAAAAAUGAGAGUGGCGACUCCAAUGAGACACCGGUAGCGAUGAAAAAUGACGAUGUGCCCGAAUUGGAAGAUACACCUCAGCAGCUUGUCUCUCCAGCUGUCUCCAAGACGAUAAAGAAGACGUUGUCUGUUAAACUGCGCACUCAGCCCAAAAAAACUGAGGAAGAGGAGGAUUUCAUCGAAGAGGUGCCAGUUGAUAAGCCUGCGGUGAGUGUUGUCGAAAUCCUUGACGACGAGGAAAAACCAGAUGAAAUCGAGAUGACAGUCAUUGAUGAGGUCACCGAUGUCGAAGACGAUGACAAAACGGUCAAAGUCAAAUCGGAGAAUUCUGAAAGCAAAAAGGAGGAGGAGACCCCCCCCCCAGAAGAGGAACCGGUGAAAGUCGAUCUGACGGAGAGCAUAGACCCGGACACAGAGAUGGUGUCUGAGGAUGAGCUGCCGGCGGAGACUAGUGGUGGGGGCAGUGGAGGUGGCAGCAAGCUGGACACGGAGGCGGUGUCCGAUGAGGAGUUGGCCGCCCCCGACCUACCUGAGACGGAGGCCGUGUCUGAGGACGAACUGCCCCCCGACAAGAAGGCCUCGGCUAAGGAGGCCGAGAAAGACAAGGAAGCUGAAAAAGCUGAUUCUACUGCUACAGCUGAGAACGGAAAAGGAGUGAAACGAAAGCUGUCUGAGGGAGAUGACAAGAGCUCGCCUGCUUCCACUGAGACAGCCGGCGGUAAUAAGGAGGAAGCUCCUGCCAAGAAGGCUGCCACUGAUAAAACGUCUGUCGUCGCCAAGCCACCGGUGAAAACGUCCAAACUACCGGAAUUGGAAAAGUACUGGAAAGCAGUGAAAGACGAUUCGUCAGACUUCACAGGAUGGACUUAUUUGUUGCAAUACGUCGACCAAGAAAAUGAUGUGGAAGCAGCAAGGGAAGCCUAUGAUGCAUUCCUCUCGCACUAUCCCUACUGUUAUGGCUAUUGGCGAAAAUAUGCUGAUUACGAAAAACGCAAAGGCAAUAAGAAGAAGAGUGAAGAGGUUUUCGAACGAGGUCUUAAGGCGAUACCGCUGAGCAUUGAUUUGUGGAUUCAUUACUUAAACUACUGCAAAGCCACCUAUCCCAACCAAGAGGAUUUCAUCCGUUCACAAUUUCAAAAAGCACUUGACGCUUGUGGAUUAGAGUUUAGGUCGGACCGUCUCUGGGAGAGCUUUAUCAAGUGGGAGGCUGAUUUGAAGAAUGUUCACAAUGUCACUCAGCUCUAUGACAAAUUGCUCACCAUACCAACGCAGGCAUACACUACUCAUUUUGACAAGUUAAAAAAGGCAGACGAAGAGACAACAGCUCUGCGCGAGAGAAUAAUUGUGAGGAGGAAAGUGCAUAAGAACACAAUUUCUGCUGUAUCUGCCAGGCAUCCGUUCGAAGAAGGGAUAAAACGGCCAUACUUCCAUGUGAAGCCCCUAGAAAGAUGUCAGCUGAAGAAUUGGAAGGAUUAUUUGGACUACGAAGUGGAACAAGGGGACAAGGAUAGGAUUGUAACACUGUUCGAACGGUGUCUCAUUGCUUGUGCUCUCUAUGAAGAUUUCUGGAUGAGGUAUUUGCGCUAUCUGGAGGACAAAGCUCCCGAAAUGAAGGAGAAGAUCAGUGAUGUGUAUGAAAGAGCCUGCACAAUUCAUCACAAAAAGAAGCCUCAUCUGCAUCUCUUCUGGGCUGUCUGGGAAGAAAGUCUAGGCAACAUAGCAAAAGCUAGAGAAAUUCUGGCGACCCUUGACAAGAACCUGCCCGGCUCAAUGCAGGUGGCGUUCAGACGCAUCAACCUGGAGAGGCGAUCGGGCAACCUGGACGAAUGCGCCGCACUCUACGAGCACUACAUCGCCGCCUCGGCCAAGUCCAGGCUCAUCACCAGCAAUCUCACCAUCAAGUACGCCAGGUUCUGCUGGAAGAGUUUGAAUAAUGUCGAUAAAGCGGUCUCUAUAUUGAAAAAGGCGCUUGAAAAAGAUGUGGAGAACCCGCGACUCUACCUGCAGUUGAUAGACAUGGCAAUGCAGAGGUCGCCGGUUGUCGAGUCUGAGGUGAUUGACGUCAUCAAUCAGUACAUCUCCCUGGAGGGGGCCGACAUGGAGCAGAUACUCAUGUUUGCGCAGAGAAAGGUCGAGUUCCUCGAAGACUUUGGCACUGACAUCAAGAGUAUGCAGAAAGCGUCCGAAGAAUUCCGAAAAUACUUGAAGCUUGUGAAAGAAAAGAAGAAGAAACUGUCAGAGGUUGACACAAAGGCGAAGCCAGAGGACCAAACUCCAGCCGCCAAGAAAGCAAAGCCCGACUCGUCUGCGGCGACGUCUGCGGGGGCGCAGACCCCCGGGGGCACAGGGGGCCACAACUACAGCCACCCGCCGCCCACGUCGGGCCCCUACGGCGGGGGGCCGUACGGACAGCAGCCCCCCUACGGUCAGCAGCAGCCUCCCUACGGACCUCCCUACGGCGGACAGUCGGAUCCCAACUAUCCCUACCAGAACUGGAACUACAAUCAGCCAGGAUAUAACUACGGCAAUCAGGGAUGGGGAAACUAUAACUACUAUUAGAAACUACCGAAGGACUUUAAUCCACCAUUAGAAUGCAAUCAAUAUUUUAUCAUACAGGGUGACACAGAGUAACGGGAACUUUAAAAUGCCAUAAAACAUUAGUGGGAAGGGCAAAAAUUAUUUUAUUCAAACUAAUCUAAAGUUCAAGACUUGCCAUUUGAGAAUUAUUGAUAACAUCUAUCACUUUUUGACAAUUACUUCCUCCUGCACGAAUACACUUUUGAAAUCUGUGUUGAGAUUCCUGAACGAUUGCUGCAACAUCUCAUCUGGGGUAUUGCGUAUUUCAUUUUGAAUUCUGUUUUAAUUUUUAAUUAAUUCAAAAUUAUUGAUGAAAUUGUAAGCGAAAUCUACUCUGCACGGCAUUCAAUGACAACUGUGCGAGUGAGUAUUGUUUAGUAACCGUGUAAUCUCACGAUUAGGUUACUUCUUCAAGAUGGAUUCCUCCUACACUCUUGAAAUCUGUGUUGAGAUUCCUGAACGAUUGCUGCAACAUUCCAGCUGGGAUAUGUUCAAUUUCAUUUUGAAUUGUCUGUUAUUAUUCAACCACAGUUAUUGGUCAAGUUCUGAAAACGUUUGGUUUGAGAUAGCUCCACAAACAGAACAUCGAAGCUGGACAGAUCAUGGAACCAGGAAACGCAACCUAAUCGUGAGAGUACACAGUUACUAAAGAAUACUCACUCGCACAGCUGUCAUUGAAUGCCGUGCAGAGGGGAUUUUGCUUACAAUUUCAUCAAUAAUUUUGAUUGAUUAAAAAUUGAAACAGAAUUCAAAAUGAAAUCCGCAAUAUCCCCCAGAUGAGAUGUUGCAGCGAUCAAUGAGGAAUCGUCAACACAGAUUUCAAGAGUGUAUUCGUGCAGGAGGAAGCCAUCUUAAAUAAGUAAUUGUCAAAAAGUGAUAGAUGUUAUUACUAAUUCUCAAAUGGCAAGUCAUGAAAUGUAGAUUAGUUUGAAUAGAAUCAUUUUUGCCCUUCCCACUAAAUUUUUAUGGCGUUUUUAAAAUUUCCCGUUAUUCUUUGUCAUCCUGUAGAAUAGUGUCAUGCAUUUCAAAUUGAGCCACAAUUGAAGUGCCACGUCUUUACUGGUAAAAAACCACCAAAAGAAUGUAAUCCACACGUGAAUUGCAUAGUCACACUUACUCCCGGUUGCACGAAAAUCUGUUAACUUCUAAUCCCGAUUAAAUACCACGAUAUCCAAAUCAGGGAAGCCUUCUUUUCGGAAACCUCUUCUCUGAUUAGUUUUCUUAGAUUUAAAUCACGAUUAAAAUUCAUCAUGCUUUUGGGCAACCGGGCCUUAACAUUCUAUUACAGAGUAGAUUUUGACAUCUCUUCAAAUUGAAUGACUACUUGAAGUGCGUCUAUAAUGGUGGCUUUUACUUGAAACUAAGUUACUUUUAAUUAUAGAGAAAAGGUAGCAUAAGAAGAUAUCCCAGGGUGUUUUAUGUUGUAAAUUUCAUAACUUCAAACUAAAUUACUUCUAAUCAUAGAGAAAAGAUAGCUUAAGAAGUUAUCACAGGGCGUUUAUGUUCUAAAUUGUAUAACUUCAAACUAAAUUACUUUUAAUCAUAGAGAAAAGAUAGCAUAAGAAGAUAUCCCAGGGUGUUUAUGUUCCAAAUGUCCCUGAUAACUGAAGCCGGUAGUCUUAGUAGCUUUUUUUGUGACGCUGGUGGGCUCUCAUACUGUGCCGUUCUUACAUUCUUAAAGUGCGUACAGACUUUCGCUCUGCUCCGCAAUCGAACGUCACUCGAGCAGAUCGAUUGAUGAUCGAAUGUGGAACAAGAGUGGAACGCGAGAAGAGCGUGUAACAGAGGUCGAGCUUGGCAAGCUCCUAGGUCGAACUAACCAAUAGUUGCGCAUGCGCGGUUUGUUGGAUCAGUUACGAAAAUUACGAUUUCUGUGUUAGCAUAUAAAAUUAUCAAAAUUAAUAAUUUAUUAUUAAAUCAUGUAAAAUUAUAAAAACAUUUUUGAUAAUAGGUACCAGCAUAUUAGAAUUUAGAAGAAAGAAGCCAAAAACCCAA
Nilaparvata lugens (brown planthopper) is the source of this 5242-nucleotide messenger RNA. RefSeq names its product pre-mRNA-processing factor 39 (gene Prp39). NCBI's taxonomy places the organism in Eukaryota, Metazoa, Arthropoda, Insecta, Hemiptera, Delphacidae. Gene Ontology annotation, molecular function: protein binding. Gene Ontology annotation, biological process: mRNA 5'-splice site recognition; RNA processing. Gene Ontology annotation, cellular component: U2-type prespliceosome; commitment complex; nucleus. The record is from RefSeq and is a predicted model, not a curated record.